Molecule: messenger RNA, 588 nt
Organism: Ilex paraguariensis (yerba mate)
Lineage: Eukaryota; Viridiplantae; Streptophyta; Magnoliopsida; Aquifoliales; Aquifoliaceae
Source: the annotation of a GenBank genome assembly
AUGGGAUCUAAAACACAGAAAUUAUCAGCAACUCAAAAGAAUGACAUUAGUGCUGAUGAUCAUCCACCGAAAAAACUCAUGCACAGAGAGAGUGAACGAAAAAGAAGGCAACAAAUGACAGAUCUUUUUGCUUCUCUUCGGUCACUACUCGCUCUUGAAUACAUCAAGGGAAAGCGUUCAACAAUCGAUCACACGCAUGAGGCUAUGAAAUAUAUACAACACCUGCACGAGAAUCUGAAAGAAUUGGGUAUCAAGAGGGACAAGCUCAAGAAGUUCUUCGAUUCAGGCACUGUUGGCCAGGGAAAUGAUCAUGAGAGCUCAAGUAAUUCUAUGCUUAAUGCUGUCAAGGUCAGCUUAUGCCAGGAUGGUGUUGAGAUCUUGAUCCAUAUUAACUCCGUAGAUGAAGUGUUCCCCCUCUCAAAGGUGCUGGAAGUUUUGCUUGAAGAAAGCCUCAGUGUUGUCAGCUGUAAUACUACCAAAGUAAAUGGAAAGUCAAUUCACUCUAUUCGAUCUGAGGCCAGCAAGCUGACAUGCGUUGAUCAAUCCAUACUGGUACAAAAGCUGCUCCAUUUGAUCAACAUAAAGUAA